AUGAUUCCCCACGCCUUAAAAGAAGACAAAACAUUAAAUGGAUUUUUCGUUUAUUUCUUUCUUUUCUUGGUUGUUUGUUUCUUUCUGUUUGUUUGUCUGUCACGUCUUUCAUGUCAUGUUUCCCUUUCUUUCUUUCUUUCUUUCUUUCUUUCUUUCUUUCUUUCUUUCUUGCUUUCUUGCUUUCUUUCUUUCCUUUUGAUACAAGGCCUCAUUAACAGAGCACUUAUUUUCCAUUUCUUUCUUUCUUUCUUUCUUUCUUUCUUUCUUUCUUUCUUUCUUUCUUUCUUUCUUUCUUUCUUUCUUUCCGUAUGUUUGUCUGUCAAGUUUUACGUAUUAGUUUUCCAUUUCUUUCUUUCUUUCUUUCUUUCUUUCUUUUUUCUUUCUUUCUUUCUUUCUUUCUGUCUUUUCUUUUUUCCAUUUCUUUCUUUCUUUCUUUCUUUCUUUCUUUCUUUUUCUUUAUUUCUUUCCGUAUGUUUGUCUGUCAAGUUUUACGUAUUAGUUUUCCAUUUCUUUCUUUCUUUCUUUCUUUCUUUCUUUCUUUCUUUCUUUCUUUCUUUCUUUCUUUCUUUCUUUAUUUCUUUCCGUAUGUUUGUCUGUCAAUUUUCUUUCUUUCUUUUCUUUCUUUCUUUCUUUCUUUCUUUCUUUCUUUCUUUCUUUCUUUCCGUAUGUUUGUCUGUCAAGUUUUACGUAUUAGUUUUCUAUUUCUUUUCUUUUUCUUUCUUUCUUUCUUUCUUUCUUUCUUUCUUUCUUUCCGUAUGUUUGUCUGUCAAGUUUUAUCUAUUAGUUUUCUAUUUCUUUCUUUCUUUCUUUCUUUCUUUCUUUCUUUCUUUCUUUCUUUCUUUCUUUCUUUCUUUCUUUCUUUCUUUCCGUAUGUUUGUCUGUCAAGUUUUAUCUAUUAGUUUUCCAUUUCUUUCUUUUCUUUCUUUCUUUCUUUCUUUCUUUCUUUCUUUCUUUCUUUCUUUCUUUCUUUCCGUAUGUUUGUCUGUCAAGUUUUAUCUAUUAGUUUUCUAUUUCUUUCUUUCUUUCUUUCUUUCUUUCUUUCUUUCCGUAUGUUUGUCUGUCAAGUUUUACGUAUUAGUUUUCUAUUUCUUUCUUUCUUUCUUUCUUUCUUUCUUUCUUUCCGUAUGUUUGUCUGUCAAGUUUUAUCUAUUAGUUUUCCAUUUCUUUCUUUUUCUUUCUUUUGGUUUUAUAUUUUUCUUUUGUUUCUUUCUUUACUUGUUUUUUAUUUCUGCCUUUUUUAACUUGUCUGUCACGUCUUUCAUAUCAUGUUUCCCUUUCUUUCUUUUUUUUUUCUUUCUUUCUUUCUUUCCUUCUUUCUUUCUUUUUCUUUCUUUCUUUCUUUCUUUCUUUUCUUUCUUUCUUUUUGUCUUUUCCUAUUUUUCCAUUUCUUUCUUUCUUUCUUUCUUUCUUUCUUUCUUUCUUUCUUUCUUUCUUUCCGUAUGUUUGUCUGUCAAGUUUUACGUAUUAGUUUUCUAUUUCUUUCUUUCUUUCUUUCUUUCUUUCUUUCUUUCUUUCUUUCUUUCUUUCUUUCUUUCUUUCCGUAUGUUUGUCUGUCAAGUUUUAUCUAUUAGUUUUCUAUUUCUUUCUUUCUUUCUUUCUUUCUUUCUUUCUUUCUUUUUCUUUCUUUCUUUCCGUAUGUUUGUCUGUCAAGUUUUAUCUAUUAGUUUUCCAUUUCUUUUUUUUCUUUCUUUCUUUCUUUCUUUCUUUUCUUUCUUUCUUUCUUUCUUUUCUUUCCGUAUGUUUGUCUGUCAAGUUUUAUCUAUUAGUUUUCUAUUUCUUUUCUUUCUUUCUUUCUUUUCUUUCUUUCUUUCUUUCCGUAUGUUUGUCUGUCAAGUUUUACGUAUUAGUUUUCUAUUUCUUUCUUUCUUUCUUUCUUUCUUUCUUUCUUUCCGUAUGUUUGUCUGUCAAGUUUUAUCUAUUAGUUUUCCAUUUCUUUCUUUUCUUUCUUUUGGUUUUAUAUUUUUCUUUGUUUCUUUCUUUACUUGUUUCUUUAUUUCUGCCUUUUUAACUUGUCUGUCACGUCUUUCAUAUCAUGUUUCCCUUUCUUUCUUUCUUUUUUUCUUUCUUUCUUUCUUUCUUUCCUUCUUUCUUUCUUUCUUUCUUUCUUUCUUUCCGUAUGUUUGUCUGUCAGGUUUUCCUAUUGGUUUUCCAUUUCUUUCUUUCUUUCUUUCUUUCUUUCUUUCUUUCUUUCUUUCUUUCUUUCUUUUUUUCUUUCUUUCUUUUUCCAUUUCUUUCUUUCUUUCUUUCUUUCUUUCUUUCUUUCUUUCUUUCUUUCUUUCUUUCUUCAACGUCAGACCAAUCAUACUGUUCAUAUCUAUCUAUCUAUCUAUCUAUCUAUCUAUCUAUCUCAUAUUUUUAUUUUUGUCUGUUCGUAUCUUUCGGAAUCUGUCGGAUAAUACUUUUCCUAUCUAUCUAUCUAUCUAUCUAUCUAUCUAUCUAUCUAUCUAUCUAUCUAUCUAUGCCUGUAAACAUGUGUAUAAGCACUUGGCCGAGUGGUAA
Molecule: messenger RNA, 2499 nt
Organism: Acanthosepion pharaonis
Lineage: Eukaryota; Metazoa; Mollusca; Cephalopoda; Sepiida; Sepiidae
Source: the annotation of a GenBank genome assembly